Molecule: messenger RNA, 594 nt
Organism: Ascoidea rubescens DSM 1968
Lineage: Eukaryota; Fungi; Ascomycota; Saccharomycetes; Ascoideales; Ascoideaceae
Gene: RSO55
Product: Rso55p
Exons: 1
Coding region: 1-594 (197 amino acids)
Biological process (GO): translational termination
Cellular component (GO): mitochondrion
Molecular function (GO): translation release factor activity
Source: RefSeq, a predicted model, not a curated record
AUGAAGUUGAUAGACAUACCAGGUUUCAAAUCAAUUUUGGGAUAUCAGAACUUUUCAAGAUUUUUAUUUCAAUCAAGCGUUUAUUUGGCUAAAAAGAACCGAUUACCUCCCAGACCCAAGGUGAAUGAGGAUGAAAUUGAAGAAGUGUUUAUUAAAGGAGGAGGCAGUGGUGGUCAAAAGAUAAAUAAAACUAAUAGUAAAGUUCAGUUGCGCCAUGUUCCCACUGGAAUUGUAAUCAGUGCUCAACCCACCAGAUCAAGAGAACAGAAUCGAAAGAAAGCAAGAGAAAUAAUUGCCUUGAAGCUUGAAGAAAUCAAUGAUCCGGAGAAUUGUAGAACAAAAAUUAUUAAAGAUUUAAAAGUCAAGUCUAAGAAAAGCAAGCUGAAGAAAUCAAAAAGAAAAUACCAAAGAUUGGCUGAAGAAAAAAAAUUAGCAGAGCAAGCAGAUUCCAACAAUCAAGAUGAUUUUUCUUUCCUAAAUCUGUCUGAAAUAGAAGUGGAAAUGGAAAUGGAGCAGGAAGAACUUGAAUUAAAUUCAAAUAGCACAACGAGCGACGUUAAUCAUGUAAAUAAAGCAGAUAGUACAGAUAAAUAG